AUGACGUCUUCAAAAAAAUGGCUUGAUAAUGCAAUUUCUGAUGGUGAAAUUCAUAAAAUAUCAUAUGAAACAAUUUCUAAGGGAGAACAUAUUGGUGAAGGAUCAUUCGGAAAAGUUUAUUUAGCUAAAUGCACUUCAAUUUCCGAGAAAAUUGUACUCAAAAAGAUCAAAAAAUGUCAUAUCAAAGGAAAAGAUAGCUUCGACGCAUUUAUAAAGGAGUUAAAAAUACAUAGUGCUUUAGAUCUUCAUGCGAACAUUAUUCGCUUUUAUGGAAUUAGCGAGCACAAAAACUGCUAUUUGCUGGUAAUGCAAUUCGCAAAUAACGGGAUGUUGCGUGAAUUUUUGAAAGAGAAAUGUGAUACUUUAGAUUGGACUACAAAGGUGUCACUAGCCAAGCAAACGGCUGAUGGUAUUCAUUAUCUUCACUCGCACGAUAUAAUUCAUCGAGAUUUGCAUUCCAAAAAUAUUUUAUUACACGAUGGUCAAAUAAAAAUCUCGGAUUUCGGUCUUUCUAAGGACAUUAAUAGUUUACCCUCCAGUCACAAUAAUCAAAUGGCCCUUAUGGGUCAAAUCAUAGCUGGAGUACGUGAAAAUUCACUUCCUGAUACUCCUGCUAAAUACAUGGAAUUAUAUCAGCAUUGUUGGAAACUUGAACCGAAAGAUCGGCCUUUAAUCCAGGAUGUUUGCAUUAGAUUAGAUUCAAUUACAAUUUGA
Molecule: messenger RNA, 714 nt
Organism: Ambispora gerdemannii
Lineage: Eukaryota; Fungi; Glomeromycota; Glomeromycetes; Archaeosporales; Ambisporaceae
Source: the annotation of a GenBank genome assembly